Molecule: messenger RNA, 3971 nt
Organism: Manduca sexta (tobacco hornworm)
Lineage: Eukaryota; Metazoa; Arthropoda; Insecta; Lepidoptera; Sphingidae
Gene: Adk2
Product: adenosine kinase 2
Exons: 6
Coding region: 196-1239 (347 amino acids)
Biological process (GO): purine ribonucleoside salvage
Cellular component (GO): nucleus; cytosol
Molecular function (GO): adenosine kinase activity
Source: RefSeq, a predicted model, not a curated record
CGUUUUUUGACGUAAAAUGUCAUUUAUUCACCCGGCGUAGAGGCUGCAAGCACGUUUACGCGUAUUAUCAACAAAAAAACAUGCGGUGAUUCUUUUCAAACUAUACGUAGAUAUCUCUAGUGUUUCUGUACAGCAUAAAGAGUCGUUUGCGACUUUGGAAAAUAUUCUGUUUUUCGUUAUAACCUUCAUUACAUAAUGAAUAGCGCUGGCAAUAGGAAAGGCCUGUUGUUGGGUAUCGGCAACCCCCUGCUGGACAUAUCGGCCAUAGUGGAUGAAGACUUGCUCAAGAAGUAUGACAUGAAGCCUGAUGAUGCUAUUAUGGCAGAGGAGAAACAUAUGCCCUUGUAUAAGGAGCUUAUGGAUAAAUACAACGCGGAGUUCAUAGCCGGUGGCAGCGUCCAGAACUCACUGAGGGUUGCUCAAUGGAUCCUGAAGGAACCCAACAUGUGCACGUACUUCGGAUGCGUGGGGAACGACGAUUAUGCCAAAAUCCUUAAGGAGAGGGCAGUUGCGGAGGGGGUGACAGUGCAGUACCAGGUGACGGAUGAGGUGCCGACGGGCACGUGCGCGGUGCUGGUGACGGGCACGCACCGCUCGCUGUGCGCCAACCUCGCCGCCGCGCAGAAGUUCACGCCGGACCACCUGGCUAAGGACGAGUGCAAGGAAAGCAUCGAAGCUGCCAAGUUCUUUUACGCUUCUGGUUUCUUCGUGGCGGUGUCUCCUGAAUCCAUCCUCCAGUUGGCGUCGCACGCGCAUGCAAAAGGCCACACGUUCAUAAUGAACCUGAGCGCGCCUUUCGUAUCACAGUUCUAUAAGGAACCGCUUGAGAAACUGCUUCCGUAUGUCGACGUACUUUUCGGUAACGAAUCGGAAGCCGAAGCGUUCGCGAAAGCGUUCAACCUCAAGUCAACAGACCUACAAGACGUCGCGCUUGAAAUCGCCGCCCUGCCCAAACUGAACUCCUCAAGGCCACGCGUUGUGGUCAUCACACAAGGCCGGGAGCCCGUGAUCCUGGUGGAGGAAGGUAAAGUUACCCUGGUGCCCGUCAUGAAGCUCGAGCGAGAACAAAUUGUCGACACCAACGGGGCGGGAGAUGCCUUCACAGGCGGCUUCCUUAGCCAACUCGUCUUAGAAAAACCAUUCAAAACAUGCGUCAAAUGCGGCAUAUAUACUGCGUCCCACAUCAUACAACACUCGGGAUGUACUUUCAGCGGUGAAAGCCAAUUUAUAGAUAGUUAAUCAUGCAACUCAAAUAUUAUCGUCUCGAAUAUAGUGUUUAGAUCAGGGUCGGAUCCAGUAAAUAUGGGUGUCAAAUGAAAUGCUUAAGCAAUUUUAAUCCAUUCUCAAUUUGAAUCUGAAUGCUUAUUUUAUGAAUAAACAGCAAAGAGUUUGAAGGACAAUAAUUUCAAAGCGACAAAUAUUAGAUUAGAUUAUUUUAGCACGCAAUCAAUGAAUUUGAAGUGACUAUACAAUAAACUGCAAUUCAUAGUGGAUUGUAGCAAUAGUACACAGAAAUAGCGUUCAAUAUUAUAGAGAUAAAUGUAGUUGCAAUUGUAAAGAAAGGGGUCUAUGAAAGUUAUUAUUUUUUGUAAUAGGAAAAUAUUAGGUUUUUUUUUGCUAAUUUAGCAAUAUGCCUAGUAGUAAGCAAAUAGUUUAAUUACUUUUAAUAGCGUAAUUAACAGGAGUCAGCGAACAUUCAUGUGGGUAGACGAUAUGGCAAGCAAAAUCUAUGUUGCCUUGAAAAUAUUUUAAUAUUGAGUAUAUUUGUAAGCUUUGCGAAAUUCCCGGGGCUCCCUAAACACUUGCAAUACCUUAUUUUUAUUAGACAACAACUAAAAGUUAUUAAAUAAUCUAUAACAUGCCUUUGACCGGUGCAAAGUGAGGUAGCUAUAAAAUAUUUAUUGUCAAUUAAUUACAACAGAAUUCAGAACCAAUGUAUGAAUGAAGUUUAAUAUCAAAUAAUACAAUAGUAAUGUGCAAUAAUAGAGUAAUUAGUUAAUUAUUGGUGUGUUUAUUAUAGGGUGAAAGUUUCUAAAGAAAUAUUAUCGCACAAGUGCUAGAUUAUAAUUUUUACUUCAAUAAAUAAUUAAGGAUCAAAUAAUAAAUGUUGUGAAGUUUGACAUUGUUUAUGCUUAGUAAAAUGUUAUUUUUAUUAAGCUUGUAUGCUGUAAUCUGAUGCAGCUGUAUUAGUAUAAUUUUCUUAGUGCAGUGCAAUUAUAGAAUUGUUGGGACACAUGUUAUAUAAAUGCUAGAUGGAAGCUUCAUUGUUACGUUUGCACCCCUUGUCUACAAUGCAUAUUAUUACCAAUAUUUACGCGAUUGUGGUGCGCACUAGCCCUUUGUAAGUUUUAUACCAUAUCAAAAUCUUUUUUUCUUUUUGUUUUUGUAAUAUCGUUAUUCUGCAAUUAGAGAUGCUCUAAUCUCAUUUACGACAAUUAGUAUUCUAUCGCAUUGUAAUAUAUUAACUAACAUUGACCCCCCUUAAAUUUGCUAGAAUCCAUUCCUGUUUCAUAGCAAAAUAAAUAAGACCUACAUUCCCCAUAAAUACAUAAGUAUUAUAAAUAGAUCUGAUGACUGAAGAUGUAUUCUAAUAAGUAGGGUGGUGAGAAACAAAGUUUAGGGUUCAAUAAUACAUGUUGAGGAAACAAUUUAUAAUAAUAUUAUGUGUAUGAUGUAAAGUAAAAAAACAGACAAAUAUGACAUAACAUUUAUUAGAAAAUUCAACAAACAUAAAAUAAAAGAACAUAAUUUUGGCACUAUAAUAUGUAAGGUUUGUUUUGUCUACAUAUGAGCGAAGAUUAGCUGGUAUGUAGAUUGGGAGAUGAUCUAUAAAUGCAAACGGCUUUUGUAAAAGCCUUACCAGAGAAUGAGGAUGGCUGUGAUAGUCAUGUUGCAUAUUGAAUGUGUGCUCUUGGUGUGAGAAUUACUACAAUGUAUGGAAGAUGCAACACAUGGCAUGUGGUAGCUCAAUGUGCAACAUUAAUCCCAUAUCCAGCUACACACUGACAAACCCUUAGAAGUCUCGGCAUACUCUCCACACCUCCAUGCUGGCUUUCUUUGUGCCGUUGAAUUUCAAAAAAAUAAAUCUAAUUUGUGCAUAGACUACAUACAUGCACACACAAUUAUUUAAAUGUCUACAUAACAUUAGCUUUAUAAGCUUUGUCAUAAUGAAACAAAAUAUUUAAAGGAACAUAAAGAUAUGACUUAACAAAAAAACUUUUUAACAUCAACUUAAUAGAAAAAUAAUAUAGAUUCUUAUAAUAAAUAAUAAUGUAUGAUGAGCUCCUAAAAAUAAUUCUGUUAAAAAAAUCAAAAAUUGUUUGUUAUUUAACAAAUUACUGAUUAGUAUUGUUACAAUAUUUUGUGUUCUGUGUACAUAAAAAAAAAUUCAAUAGCUAAUUUUGUUAACAAAAAAGUGAAUACCCUGUAUAUAAAAACUCAAAAUGAACAUUUAAACUUAUCAAUUAACUCAAUAUAACAUAUGAAAAUAGGUAUAAAUGCUUAGCACUUAAAGUUAAUGAAAUGGCUCCUAUAUAAAUAAGUUUCCAUUGUACUAUUAAUGUUUAUAAUAAUAUAACAAACAGCCUUAGAACACAUAUCUAACCAUCUAUAUAUUUUUAUAUAGUUAACAUCCAGUGUAAACUACUGCAAAAUGUACAAUGUGAACAUCCCAGUCUGGUACAUUGUUUUUCUCAUCACCAAGUAGAGGCAUGCAUCGGUACACCUCGUAAAUAUCAAACUCAUUCAUAAUUUUAAGUAUUUUACUCAUAUUCCUUGUGAUAGGGCCAGUGUAUGCAGUGUUGGUUUCCACCAACAUACUUGUCUGUUUAUCAUCCACGCAUUGUUUGGUUUUGCGAAUAACACAUUUGUAUUUUUCAGGUCUUGACACUCUAAAAAUUUGUAAUGUACAUAGUUAUAAAGUGUACUUAUGAUUGUAACAAUUGUGAAAUAAAUUGUGUUUGUAAAUCUUU